AAAAGAGAGGCCUGUAUAUACAGUAAUAGGGUGAAUAAUAAUAGCUAUCUUAUGUAACAACAGUAAGAAGCAAGGCUUUAUCAGGUAUGAAAUAUGAGCUAACAUACAGUACACACACAAUUUUUUAAUAGGGUAUUGUUCAUAGUGUCAUGGCUUCUAAUGUUCAUGUUCUUGAUAAAAUAUUAUUUUAAAUGCACUCUUUCUCUUUCACUGAUAUGUAUUGUUUUGAUGUCUAGGAACAUCAAAAGAUGGAAGAAAUUAGUCUCAACACAACUUUUUUAACAAACACACAUCCCUGUUAUGCAAGAGACAAUUUCACUUACAUUUUAACAACCACCCCUUCUGUUACCUGUGUUGUAUUGUACAUUUUCCUUGUAUUACUGUCUGUUGUUACAGUAUGUGGAAAUCUUUUAGUAAUAAUAUCUGUCAUUUAUUUUAAUCAGCUCCACACUCCUACAAACUACCUUGUUCUCUCACUGGCUGUGGCUGACCUGCUCAUUGGGGUGUUGGUGUUCCCCUUUAGCAUGGCAUUUUCUCUCAGCUCGUGUCUGUAUCACGAACAUUUGUUCUGUAAAAUACGUAGCAGCUUUGAUAUAACACUGAGCACAUGUUCUAUUCUGAAUCUAUGCUGCAUUUCUGUGGACAGAUAUUACGCAGUGUGUCAGCCUCUAGCGUAUCGAACUAAGAUAAGUUACCAUGGUGUUGUGAUUAUGAUCACUGUGAGCUGGGGAGUUUCUGCUUUCAUUGGAAUUAGUGUCAUAAUUGCUGGUUUAAGCAAUGGAACAUGUGCGGAUAGAUGUUUAAUAGAUGUCCUCAUGGCAAACACGAUUGGACCUCUUUUAUCAUUCUAUCUCCCAGUGAUCAUAAUACUCUGUAUCUACCUGAAGAUUUUUCUCGUUGCACAGAGACAGACACACAAAAUCCAGAGUACAAUUUGUCAAAGCACAAAGUCAGGAGCAGCUGUUAGUAAAUUGGAGAGAAAGGCAACCAAAACCCUGGCUACUGUUCUAGGAGUUUUUCUUUUAUGUUGGACUCCUUUCUUUCUUUGUAUAACAUUUUUGCCAUUUACUAAUAACUCAGUGCCAGUUUCUGUGAUUGAAACCCUUAAUUGGCUUACACUAUCGAAUUCAAUGCUUAAUCCGUUUAUUUAUGCUUUUUUCUAUAGCUGGUUCCGAGCAGCUUUUCGAAUGAUAAUAUCUGGAAAGAUAUUGAAAGGGGAUUUUGCUAAUUCAAAACUGCAUUGACUUACUAGCUGAGAGACAGAAACUGCCAUUAAAGUUAAUGUUAAUACAAUGAAUAUGAAUAUCUUAACAGAAAUUUAGUAUCUACCAAUGUUUAAUGUGAUUCUAAUUGUAAUUGAGUUUCCAGAUCCAGCAACAAAACUGUAAACUAUUAACGAAAUAGAGAGAAAAGCAACAAAACUCUUCUGGAAAUGUUUUUUUGUUCGCUUGUUUCUGUUUUCCUUCUGUGCAACCUUUCAUCAUCUUUCACAGCUGGUUCUAGCAGAUUUCAUAAUUAUAAUAUUUGGAAAAAUAUACAAUGGUGAUUUUGCUAACGGAAAAUAGCAUUGAUCUAGUGUUUGGGUAAAGA
Betta splendens (Siamese fighting fish) is the source of this 1590-nucleotide messenger RNA. Its product is annotated as trace amine-associated receptor 1-like. Gene Ontology annotation, biological process: G protein-coupled receptor signaling pathway. Gene Ontology annotation, molecular function: trace-amine receptor activity. NCBI's taxonomy places the organism in Eukaryota, Metazoa, Chordata, Actinopteri, Anabantiformes, Osphronemidae. The record is from RefSeq and is a predicted model, not a curated record. Gene Ontology annotation, cellular component: membrane. Bases 249 to 1244 code for a protein of 331 amino acids. The transcript has a single exon.